Molecule: messenger RNA, 3560 nt
Organism: Musa acuminata AAA Group (dessert banana)
Lineage: Eukaryota; Viridiplantae; Streptophyta; Magnoliopsida; Zingiberales; Musaceae
Product: GEM-like protein 1
Exons: 9
Coding region: 1256-2914 (552 amino acids)
Molecular function (GO): protein dimerization activity
Source: RefSeq, a predicted model, not a curated record
UCCACGCCUGCCAACACCGGUUUACUGCUGCCUUCCCUGUUCUUUAUCCUCUCCCCUGGCCGAGCUCGUCCACCGAUCAUCGAGCAGAAUUGGCUUUUUCUUGGUGCUCCACGUUGCUUAGAGCGAGGAAAUUUCAGGUCUCCUCCGAGAAAUCGCGACUCUUUUUCGUUUUCUUUGGGAGCGGGCUGGUAAAAUUUUGAAGCUUCGUUCUUCCGAGUUCAUAAUUUGGUUCCUCUCCAGUAAUUUCUGAUGGCAUCUUGGUACUCUGCAUCAUGUUAUAUUGUUAUUUCUAUGAUAAAAAUCGAUUUUUUCUGCUGAUUGCGGUAGAUCCUUGGCUUUUUUCGGCGGAGUUGGUUGACCUUGUAGCUUUUCUGCCCCCAGUGUUUGGUUCAUCCGUUUGUUUGAUGGAGCGCUUAGUCGAGUGGUUCCAAAAUCAUUUCUUUCUAUCUUUCGAAGUGCUUUGAUCUUCUGUAUCCCAUGCUUUUGAUGUCAAAAGAGCGAUCUUUUUAUCUUCCUUCUAUUGUGUUUCAAGUGGUUCGAGUUCUCGGCAUUCUUUGGGGGGGCAAUAUAUCUUAUUUACCGAGCUGGAUUUGGGUGUUUCAGCGAUCUAAAGCGACCAAAGGAGGCGACGAUCGAAGCUGUCCUGGUCAAAGAGCGGAAGCAGUAUGCGGUGGCUGUGUCUCUCAGUCGAUGUUCUUCGGAAAGGCGUCUCCUUGAACUUGUACUGUCGGGUCAUACUGUAGCUCGACUUGCCUCUCCUCUGGCUCGCUCUUUAUCUCUGUUUCUGGUCUCAAAGCACUCUUGUGUUUCUCCUCCGAGUCCUUGUUGCUUUCUUCCUCAAUUCUACCGGGAUUUGCUCUUCUUCGUUCCGUAGAUUCAUCUGGUUCUGUUAUUCCUGUCCUUUUUCUCUGCAUCGCUUUUGGGUUUCUGGUGGACUGGUUCGAUCUUAAGCGCAAGAAAGAGAAGUAAUGGUGUGCCAAGCUGCGGCUCAGACGAGAUUCCGAGCAUUGAAACAUGAGAGUGGGAUUGCUGGUAGCUCCACCAUAAUCGUUAGGAUCAUAGCUUGCUUCCAGCCAUUACAGGAUUGCCAGGCCGAGUACUUCCGCCACCUCCUCAAGCCGGUCACGUAGAUUAGCUUCUGUUUGCUUUGCUGAAUAAGGCUGUGAUUAUUGCAGUUGCUAGUAGAUAAUCUUGUGGAAAUAACAUUUGAUCUUUGCUGAUUGCCACCGGUGCUUGCUUUGUGGGGGUGUCACUGAUGAAGAAAUACCCUGAUCCUUGGGUCAAUAUGCCUCAAUCAACAUGGCGGUUUAGUAGCUUGAACUCUGCCGCUGAUCUCCAGAAGCCGGAUAUCAGCCGACAGAAUGCGCCAUUCAGGGCGUUCCCUAACUACAUCAACCCCUUUGGCUGCUCCUCCUCUGGUAACGCUGCCGCACCGUUCCCUCGGAUUCCAGCGCGCAUAUCUGCUGAGACCAUGCCAACUUUGAAUCCUCCUGCAAUCCCCACCUUUGGCACACCGGAGUUUGCUGGAUCUCACAAGAGAUUUAUGGGUUUCAGUCAGUCAUGGGAUCAAACAAGCUUAAUUUUCAGCUCAUCAUGGAACCCAUAUCUGACUCUUAAUCCUACAAAUCAAAGCCUGGACCUUCAGGGGAGCAACGAAGUGGUUUCCGUUGGACACGGAGGAGAGGAGAUGCAUGAAGAUACCGAUGAAAUCAAUGCACUUUUGUACUCAGACUCCGAUGAUGAAGAUUACGGGGAAGAGGAGGCCAGCACAGGGCAUUCCCCGAUCGAGCCAACAGCAGGGAGCUCAUCGGAGGUAGCUAGCUCUGUCCUCCCUGUCAAGAGGAAGAGAAUUGAUGUGGAUGAGCCUGAUGCUUUGCUUGCAGACACAGCAAGCUCCCACCAUCAUGACCUUGGUUUGGAAUUCAGGAACAGAAAUACCAACACCGAUGGUGAAUCGAGCUGUGUGAGGGGAGAGGACCAGGACCGCAAGCGGAUUAAGAGGGAGAAGAUACUAGAGACGGUCAGGGUUCUCAGGAGGAUCAUCCCAGGCGGGAAGGGAAAGGAUGCGGCCACCGUCCUCGACGAGGCCAUCUGCUAUCUGAAAUCUCUCAAGCUGAAAGCCAAGGCUUUAGGUGCUACGCCACUGUUGGAACUCCGAUCUCGCGAAGCGAAACGAUCGGCAAUGGAGAAGGGCGAGCAUUCCGCCGAGUACGCCCCCUACCCGAAGCUCACUCCCGAAGACGUAGCGCCGCCUCCGCCGCUCCCUGUCGGCCACCUCGACGCCACCACAGUGCCGCCCGAGUCCAACCCCUACAUCAGCCCUUCCGCCAAUGCGCCGUCCUCGUCCCCCAAGAAUACGAUGGGCACUGUGCGCGAUGUGCUUGACAAAUUUGGGAAGAAAGUCAACGAAGCAACGAAGAAGACUGAGGAUUUGGCUGGGAAUUUUUGGCUGCAUUUGAAAACAGGGCCUAGCAUUGCUGACGCAGCCAUGGGGAGGAUUUCUCAGACUACUAGAGUCAUAAGUGAAGGGGGUUAUGAUAAAAUAUUUCAGCAAACUUUUGAGACAUUUCCUGAUGAGAAACUUAAAAAGUCAUAUGCGUGCUAUCUUUCAACAUCGGCUGGUCCUAUUAUGGGGGUUUUGUAUCUUUCAACUGCCAAACUUGCAUUCUGUAGUGAUAAUCCCCUAUCAUACAAAGUUGGAGAUCAGACUCAAUGGACAUAUUACAAGGUGGUAAUUCCUCUGCAUCAGAUAAGAUCAGUCGAUAGUUCAGCAAGCAGAGCAAAGCCAGGAGAAAAAUAUAUUCAAGUUGUUUCUAUCGACAACCAUGAGUUCUGGUUCAUGGGUCUUGUGAACUAUGAUAGUGCUGUCAGAAACCUACUGGAAGCAGUGCAUGGUUCUCGUCUCCAAGUUUAGUAAUCUGUUCGGAUUUGGGAAAGCAAUUUUCAUGAAGUUCAUGCUUGUUAGCAGAACUGUUGUGCCUCAGAUGCUCUUUUCCCCGCAUCAUGAACAGUUUUGUCUCUCAAGUUCUUCACAAGAUCAGGAAGGAAGCAGUUGUCAUCGGGAUACCGUAUCAUUUCUGCAAGAACCGAGGUGGUUUAAAGGCAUUUUACAGUUUCCGUAUACAAAAAGCAGGGAUCAUUCCACCAUGUGGGGCUGCAAUCAGGUGAACCCUAACGCUAGUGAAACAAUCGAUAGGAAAGAAGAAAACCAGGUGCCAGGUACGUGUUUCUUGACAUGUGUUUGUUUUCAAGGUAGUAUAUGAUUUGGGUAGUAGACGGAAGAUGUGACCAAAGGCGCGCGCGGGCACACACACACACAGGCUUUGUAUCGUAAUCACAUCAGGACGUGUCCUCUUCCUGCCAAUGUCGCAUCACCCAAAGUUGCACGUGAUUUCGUCCCUCUCCUAUACCGCCUCUCAUCACACACAGAGAGAUAUAUGUGCACAAUGUUACUAGUCAUAAAAUGGAUCUCUCUCUCCAAAACUAUAGUCUCCUAUAUUUCCUUAAAAAAUAUUGUAAUAUAAUCUUAAACAUUAAUAAUAUUCAUUUUAGGCCCUUUA